Aspergillus chevalieri is the source of this 1083-nucleotide messenger RNA. RefSeq names its product glycoside hydrolase family 3 protein. NCBI's taxonomy places the organism in Eukaryota, Fungi, Ascomycota, Eurotiomycetes, Eurotiales, Aspergillaceae. The transcript is spliced from 4 exons. The record is from RefSeq and is a predicted model, not a curated record. The coding region runs from base 1 to 1083 and encodes 360 amino acids. Gene Ontology annotation, molecular function: beta-glucosidase activity. Gene Ontology annotation, biological process: glucan catabolic process.
AUGGCCGGCAACGGGGGCUGGGGUGAAGCCCUCUCCAAAGCACAAGCGACGGUGUCGCAGAUGUCACUGGAAGAAAAAGUCAACAUCACUGUAGGCUAUGGGAGCAAGACCACGGCUUGCAGUGGUAGUGUUCCUGCUAUAAACCGCCUGGGGUUCCCGGGGAUGUGUGUGCAGGAUGAUCCGGCUGGUGUUAGAGGUGCGGAAGGUGUGAAUAGUUAUCCAGCUGGUGUGCAUGUUGGUGCGAGCUGGAAUAAAUCCCUCGCCUACGAUCAGGCAUAUGCAAUGGCUGGCGAAUUCAAAAGAUCAGGUGCUACUGUGAGUCUGGGUCCGGCGGUGCUUGGUCCAUUCAGUAGAAUUGCUCGUGGAGGACGGAAUUGGGAAGGCUUUGCUGCGGAUCCGUAUCUCAGUGGAAUUUUGGGAGCCAAUUCUGUGGAAGGGGCUCAGGAUGGUGGUGUGGUAUCGUGCACCAAGCACUCCAUUGGAAACGAGCAAGAAGAACAUCGAUUUGAGAAGAGGGACCCCGUAACCAACCACACGAUCGAGACAUCCUCGUCCAACAUCGACGACAAGACCAUGCAUGAGAUGUACAUGUGGCCCUUUGCGGAUGCUGUUCACGCUGGGACUGCCAGUAUCAUGUGCUCCUACCAACGCGUAAACAACAGCUAUGCCUGCCAAAACAGCAAAAUAAUGAACGGCCUCCUCAAAACAGAGCUCGGCUUUCAAGGCUUCGUAAUGAGUGAUUUCAAGGGCCAGAAAACAGGCACGGCAAGUGCGUUAGCCGGCAUGGACAUGACGAUGCCCCUCGCAACCCCAUACUGGGGUUCUCACCUCCUCGAAGCAGUCCGCAACGGCUCCGUCCCUGACGCGCAACUGGAGAACAUGGCCACAAGGGUCAUCGCCGCCUGGUACUACAGUAAUCAGGAUGACCCAAGCGUUCCCCCAGUUGGCGUGGGUAUUCCAUAUGAUAUCCACAGCCCGCACACCAUGAUCGAUGCGCGGGACCCUAACGACGCGGACACUCUCCUGCAGGGAGCAAUCGAGGGGCAUGUGCUAGUGAAGAAUAUCGACAAAGCCUCUCCCUGA